Molecule: messenger RNA, 920 nt
Organism: Saccostrea cuccullata (small rock oyster)
Lineage: Eukaryota; Metazoa; Mollusca; Bivalvia; Ostreida; Ostreidae
Product: tetraspanin-4-like
Exons: 7
Coding region: 49-789 (246 amino acids)
Cellular component (GO): plasma membrane
Source: RefSeq, a predicted model, not a curated record
UAGGUGCAUAAGUGAAUGAGUUCGUUUGAGAAGUGCUGAGCAUUUAACAUGGGGCAGUCUGGAAAAGGAUCUGCAAUUUGCACCAUAAAGUACCUCUUCCUCAUUUUCAAUGCCAUAAUAUGGGUACUUGGAUGUGGAGUGUUUGCAGUAGGAAUAUGGAUGCAGGCAAACAGGGAUUCCUUCUCAGUGGUUCUGCCCAGCCACAGCUUCCUGACCGCGGCUUCCUUAGUGAUAAUAGCAGGAACCAUAACUCUUGUCAUAGGCUUUGUAGGCUGCUGUGGUGCUUUAGUUGAGAACAAAUGCAUGAUGGUGGUUUAUUUCAUUUUUGUCCUGAUUAUAUUUGGACUAGAAGUUGCAGCUACAGCAUUGAUAUUAUCAUAUCAGAAGGAUAUCAAAACAGCAAUAAAAGAAGAAAUGUUAUACAGCUUAGAGUACAGUUCUGAUCCACAAGUCCAGUCAGAAAAGAGGGAAGGAAUCUUACAGCUCAUUGAUACCAUACAAACAGAUCUCCAGUGUUGUGGUGUGAAUAACUACACGGACUGGUAUGACAUAGGAGACCAGGGUAAACAGGUCAGACCCUCCUGUUGUGUGGACCCUGCACCAGACUGUGAACAGUCCCAGAGCUUUCUAUGGAACACAAAGGGUUGUAUGGAUGAAAUAGAAUAUUUGUUUUCCAAGAAAAUGCAGUACAUUGGGAUAGCUGGUUUAUGUGUGGCAGUUGUUCAGAUACUGAUGAUGGCAGCUUGUAUAAUGUUAUUCUGCAACAUGAGAGAUAAAUCUAAAUAUUGAUAUAUAAAACUGGAUUAAAAAGCCACCAGAAGGACAACAAAUAGCCUCGAUAUUUACCAAAGACAGUAGUGAUACAUGUAGCUGGUCAGUCUCUAUUUUUUACCUGUACUGGACACCACAUUAGAGGAGAG